AUGAGAACUGGAUAUUUACUCCCCGCCCUUAUUGCAAAGUCAUUAGCUGACGUUUGCCCAGAUUUGAGCAAAGGAGAGAGGUGCCAAUCAAAGUGUUCAGGCGAUCUAGAUUACUGCUCUAGAAACUGCCAAGAUGGUGAUUUUUCAUGUGUUACAAGAUGCCAGGGCGAAUUCCUCGAUUGUACUCAAAAUUGUCCGUGUGGGCCGAAUUGUCCAAUAUGCGACUCGUGUCCAGAAAAUGAAUUUUGUUCUUACAGAGACCUCCUUAUCCUGAACCCAAGACAGGCCGGCAUUGGCAAAGGCCUUCUUAUCGACACAUUUUCCCAAACAUACACGGCCGUGGAUUAUGAUUACGCUUAUCCGGCGAACAUCGAGGACUCCUGCUCUGUCGUUUUCAGAGGAGUGCCAUACGUUUUGGGAAGCUAUUUCCAGUACCGACAAAUCGCGAUCGUCGGCAGAAACGCUCUAGAAGUACAGGACGAAGAGCUCUCGAUUCCGCAUGUUGAUGGAUACUAUGGAUCUUGCAGCGUUUUUGCCGACGCAGUGAGCCUCUGUUUCUAUACAGGAUUGAGCAAGUCUUGCAACUCUUGGCGGCCAGGAGAGGUUCAAGAAGAAUUUGAAAACGAUUCGCAGAUUGCUCAUGAUUGGGCAAGUAUGGUCACGUUUCAGAACCAAUUGGUCACUGUUGGUGGUUGUGCUGGCGGCAUUUGUCAUAAUAAGAUGGAGUUUUUUGACGGAAGCUCUUGGACUUAUGGGCCGGAUCUUUCGGUGGCUGAAAUCUCCGGACAUGUUCUAACCACCGAUCAAGAAUCUAUAUUCCUCUUUGGCGGACAACGAAGAUCUCCCGAAAAUGUAUUACGAUAUCAAAGCGGCCGGUGGACCACGCUUGGGAAGCUAAACGAGUCACGUGUCUGGCUCAGCUCGGCGAUACAACUCGGCCACUUUGUCUACACAGGAAGCUGUCGCUUAGAAAAGGUUGAUGUUAUUGGAAAGUUUUCAACAACGGUUGUCGUUCCCGAUGAAAAUGGAAAAUGUGAUUUGGAUCUGUAUUAUGCGACGAUUUUCGAAUUUCCUUCACAGAUGAUGCAAUAA
Oikopleura dioica is the source of this 1092-nucleotide messenger RNA. Lineage: Eukaryota; Metazoa; Chordata; Appendicularia; Copelata; Oikopleuridae. The record is from the annotation of a GenBank genome assembly.